Parnassius mnemosyne (clouded apollo) is the source of this 2409-nucleotide messenger RNA. The record is from the annotation of a GenBank genome assembly. Lineage: Eukaryota; Metazoa; Arthropoda; Insecta; Lepidoptera; Papilionidae.
AUGGGCGACUUCAAUACUGACCUCUUGGUUCCUACCUCACCCCGUUCUUCUAAACUCCUUCAUAUUGUCGAGUCGGUUGGUCUCCACAUCCUUCCGUUACAAGCCACUCAUCACAAUACUGAUGGAAAUGACACUUGGCUUGACUUAAUCCUUACAUCUUCCCCUACCCUCGUGUCCUCCCAUGGUCAACACCUUGCUUCUGGCUUCUCCCAUCAUGACCUCAUUUUUCUUUCUUAUGUCCGAAAACCUCCUAAAUUGCUGCCUAAAAUCCUGCACAUGCGAUGUUUUGGUCGUAUGGAUUUAGAAGAGUUGUGUUUAGAUGCGUCUAAAUUAAAAUGGGACAGUGUGGUGGGCGCCUCUACUGUGGACGAGAAAGUCAGUGCGUUUAAUGAUACUAUUCUUAAGCUUUAUGAUGUACAUGCACCAGUCAAGAGGGUGAAAGUCAAGCGACCACAUGCUCCAUGGAUGACGAGAGGUGUUCGCAUAGCCAUGACGCGUAGUGACCGGGCUUUUCAACGUUUUAGAAGAGAGCGGAGUGAAGAGAGAUGGAACCUCUAUAAAGCUGCUAGGAAUCGGUGUAAUCAGAUGAUACGUAACGCUAAACGCCGAUAUAUUCUUGAUAACAUAAUUUCCUCUUCCUCUGCCGAUAUUUGGAAGUUCCUUAGGACUCUCGGAAUCGGUAAACAGCCACAUUUUGAGUUUCAGGGGACACUUGGUUUGGAUGAUAUUAACAGACAUCUUGUUUCUCAUACUCCUCUGGAUCACCAAACCAAGUGUCACACUGUUGAUUACUUAAAUGGCUUACCUUGUCUAGAUAUUGAUCCCUUCCAUUUUUCUCCAGUUGCUUCGGAUGAAAUUAAAAAGAUAAUACUUUCCAUUAAGUCAAACGCUGUGGGUUGCGAUAACAUCAGCCGCCGUAUGAUCAUUUAUAUCCUUGACCAUAUUCUUCCAGUUAUUUCCCAUAUCAUAAACUUCUCCCUAAAUUCCGGAGUUUUCCCGUCGUUGUGGCGCAUGGCCCACAUUAUUCCCUUGCCGAAAACUUCCAAUCCGACUUUACCCAAUCACUUCAGACCUAUAUCCAUUCUUCCUUUCCUAUCCAAAAUACUUGAAGCCUGUGUACAUAGGCAACUAUCUCUGUUUGUUUAUAAGAACAAUUUAUUAAGCCCUUUUCAGUCUGGCUUCAGGCCCGGUCACAGCACUGUUUCCGCUCUUCUUAAGGUCACUGAUGACAUUAGGGCGGGCAUGGAGGACACCAAAGUCACUGUACUGGCUUUGGUUGACUUUUCGAACGCCUUCAAUACCAUCAGCCAUGACAUCCUACUUUCUAUCCUUUCCCAUUCCAUGAUUUCUUCCGAAGCACUGGACUGGUUUUCAACUUAUCUUCGGGGACGUCAGCAGUCAGUCCGCAUUGGUGAGUCUGCAUCAAGCUGGUGUGACAUAAAUGCUGGUGUCCCUCAAGGCGGUAUUCUGUCUCCAUUGUUAUUUUCAGUAUUUAUUAAUCUUAUCACCCACAACCUCCAGUGUGCGUAUCAUCUAUAUGCCGAUGACCUACAGUUGUACGCACAGGCGAAUGUGGAUUGUUUGUCCGUCGCAGUGGAUAUGGUCAACAAGGACCUAGAGCAUAUUAAGAGCUGGUCUGACAGGUUCGGUUUAAGUGUUAAUCCAUCCAAGUGUCAAGCAAUAAUACUAGGUAGCCAUCGCACAAUUAAAAAAGUAGACACUACAGCUCUUCCCGCGAUCAUUUUCAACGGUUCUGUUUUGGGAUUAUGUUCUUCGGUUAAGGAUCUUGGCUUAAACAUUGACUCCACUUUGAGCUGGCAUGCCCAAGUGACAAAUGUUAGCCAGAAAGUCACCGGUACCUUAUGGGCUCUUUACCGUCUGAAAAAUUUCCUUCCAUCCGGGAACAAAACAUUACUUGUGCAAUCUUUAAUUCUUCCCCUGAUUGAUUACUGUGAUGUGUGUUAUUUUGACCUGAAUGCAGAUCUUCUUGACAAAUAUGAUCGUCUUCUUAAUAACUGCAUUCGAUUCAUUUUUAAUCUUCGUAAGUAUGACCAUGUGUCUACUUAUCGUUCCCAACUUAAGUGGCUUCCCAUUCGUCAGCGACGAAGUGUGCGCGCACUCACAACCCUAUACUCCAUUCUGAUGUCUCCUACUCCCCCCUCUUACUUAACUUCUCAUUUCCAGUACCUUUGCUCUAGCCAUGACAGAAACCUGCGUUCUUCGAACAACCUUUUACUAAAGUGUCCCUCUCAUAAAUCUGGCUUCCUACAUUCUUCCUUCACUGUACAGUCUGUUCACCUCUGGAACGCACUCCCUCUUGAAAUUAGAACGGCUGAUAAUCGUUAUGCAUUCAAGAAGAAAAUUCGUGAACAUUACUUUAAUAAACUGGCAGAAUCAUCUCAUUUGUAG